AUGCCACGGCCGAUUCAUCGGAUCAUGUGGGAAAGCAUCCUUUAUCAAGUAUUUCGGCAAACCGUCAAUCGGCCCUUUGCAGUGGACUUCCAGCCUGAUUUUGAGUUCUGUACACGGGCAGAAGAGACGCUGCAGUCCUUGACGUUCCCAGAUGCCUCGCCAGCCGAUAACAGUCCAGUAAUCGGUUUCCCUUUGGCACUUCAAAAACUGAUUAUCGAGAUUGUCCAACUAUGCAAAAGCCCGGCGAAACCUGAGCCCGACUCACUGGAGGCUCUCGGGCGCAGAAUGUCAUACUGGGAGAAGACAAUCCUAGGGGAGGGACACUGCAUCAAGGAAGAAGACUCGUGGUCGGCCAAAACACCGGCUGAACGGGCUCGCAGCUUCCAUCAACACUCGACGAGCUUGCACAUUCUCGCAGCAUCCCUUCUCCUGGACUGGGUCUCCAGAUCACAUGAGGUGUACGAGACUGAAUCUCCUCUUCCGCCUGCAGGUGAUACAUGGCAGGUUCGCAGAGGACUGGAGAUUAUGCAGUGUCCACAAGCUAAUGAGGAGUGGUCGAGGUGUUACCUGGGAUCGUGGCCGACCUUGAUAUUUGGGUAUGCUGUCGACAAGCCCGAGGACAUUGCACUGAUCCGACAAGACUUGAGACAACGAUUUCAGAAGCUGUAUUCGGGGGAGGAAUUGCUCUUCUUGGAGGAGCUGGAGUCAGUCUGGCGUGCCAGGGGGGUUUCAGGGCUGGAAGAGUGA
Molecule: messenger RNA, 747 nt
Organism: Fonsecaea erecta
Lineage: Eukaryota; Fungi; Ascomycota; Eurotiomycetes; Chaetothyriales; Herpotrichiellaceae
Exons: 1
Coding region: 1-747 (248 amino acids)
Source: RefSeq, a predicted model, not a curated record